AUGAAUAGUUUAGUUGGUGUAACUGUCGAAGAGCGAGAAAUUCAAAUUUGUCGCCUUGGUUGGAGUCUUUUAGUUUUAUGGCUGGUUACUGUAAUUUAUAUGACUAGAGAAAUAUGGUUUGGUCAAACAUCGAUUGCUUUUGAAGAGGCAAAAAUGAUGAAUUUGAGACAAGAAGCGAGGAAUCGAUAUUAUGGAAGGAGCGAUGAAGAAUCGAGAUUUUGA
Caenorhabditis angaria is the source of this 222-nucleotide messenger RNA. The record is from the annotation of a GenBank genome assembly. NCBI's taxonomy places the organism in Eukaryota, Metazoa, Nematoda, Chromadorea, Rhabditida, Rhabditidae.